Messenger RNA from Prunus armeniaca (apricot), 639 nucleotides. The record is from the annotation of a GenBank genome assembly. NCBI's taxonomy places the organism in Eukaryota, Viridiplantae, Streptophyta, Magnoliopsida, Rosales, Rosaceae.
AUGGCUCUUGAGAUUGCUGUCAAGGCUGCUGUUGGCGCUCCUGAUGUUCUUGGCGACUGCCCUUUCUGCCAAAGGGUUCUUCUAACAUUGGAAGAGAAGAAAGUACCUUACAAGCUUCACCUCAUCACUCUCAGCGACAAACCCAAAUGGUUUACCGAAGUGAAUCCAGAGGGAAAGGUGCCUGUGGUGAAGUUCGAUGACAAAUGGGUGGCUGAUUCUGAUGUGAUUGUUGGGAUUAUUGAGGAAAAAUACCCUGAACCUUCUCUCAAAACUCCUCCUGAAUUUGCUUCUGUGGGAUCUAAGAUAUUUGGUUCAUUCGUGACAUUUGUGAAGAGCAAGGAUCCCAGUGAUGGGUCAGAACAGGCUUUGGUUAAUGAGCUGAAGGCAUUGGAUGAGCAUCUUAAGGCGCAUGGUCCAUAUAUUGCUGGGGAGAAGAUCACUGCCGCGGAUAUAAGCUUGGCACCAAAACUGUUCCAUCUCAAGGUGGCCCUUGGCCAUUUCAAGAAGUGGACUGUUCCUGAAGACUUGACCAGUUACCAUAAGUACACUGAGCUGCUCUUCUCAAGGGAAUAUUUUGUGAAGACCAAAACUGAAGAGAAAUAUGUGAUUGCCGGCUGGGAGUCGAAGGUCAAUCCAUGA